Molecule: messenger RNA, 7030 nt
Organism: Dalotia coriaria
Lineage: Eukaryota; Metazoa; Arthropoda; Insecta; Coleoptera; Staphylinidae
Product: fatty acid synthase-like
Exons: 9
Coding region: 32-6730 (2232 amino acids)
Biological process (GO): fatty acid biosynthetic process
Molecular function (GO): oxidoreductase activity; fatty acid synthase activity; phosphopantetheine binding
Source: RefSeq, a predicted model, not a curated record
UUCGGUGCGCGUCUGUUCCAAAAACUACGCAAUGGAGGCGCAAGAACACAUCGAAGAUGCCAUCGUCAUUUCGGGAAUGUCGGGGAAAGUUUCCAAUUCCGAUAAUCUUGCGGAAGCCCGACACCAAAUGUACAACAAAAUUGACAUGAUCAGCAAUUGCAAACGUUUCCAACGAGUUCCCGAUGCUCCUGAACGUUACGGAGCUAUUCCUACCAUUGAUAAAUUUGAUAAUGGCUUCUUUUCUACACAUGAAAACGAAGCGGAUAUUAUGGAUCCCAUCAGUCGAAUGAGCCUUGAGGUAGGGUGUGAAGCACUCUGGGAUGCUGGUAUAUCUCUGGAAGAAAUAAAAUCUUCGAAAACAAGCGUCUAUAUGGGAAACUGUUUUGAUGAAACCGAAACAUUCUGUAUGAGUCAUAAUUUCCCCGACAGAAAUCAACUUGUUGCAAUGACCAAACUAGGUCUGGCGGAUAAAUUAUGUCAUUUCCUCGAAAUUGAUGGUCAAAAACGUUUAGUAGAUUCCGCAUGCAGUAGUUCAAUGUAUUGCUUACAACACGCUGUAGAUGAUCUCAAAAAUGGGAAAGCAGACUGUGCCAUUGUUUAUGGGCAUAGUUUGAUUCUAGCUCCUGGUACCACUACCCAAUUCAAUAGAUUGGGAGUUCUUUCUCGAGAUGGUAGUUCAAAAAGUUUUGAUCGUAAUGCCAACGGUUAUGUGCGUGCUGACAGUGUCACUGCUUUGGUACUACAGCGUGCUGGUGAUGCUAGACGUCAAUAUGCAGAAGUGGUUCAUGUCUUGACCAAUUGUGAUGGUUACAAAGAACAUGGAAUUACUUUCCCGUCGACUGAUGUGCAAAUGAUGCUCUUUGAGGAGUUCUAUUCACAAAUUAAAAUGCCUCUCAAUAAUCUAGGGUAUAUGGAGGCCCAUGGUACCGGAACCAAAGUAGGUGAUCCGGUAGAACUGACUGCUAUUGAAAACUUCUUCUGUAAAGACCGCAAAGAUCCCUUGUUAAUCGGAGCAGUAAAAUCUAACCUAGGACAUUCUGAAGGUGCGUCCGGGCUGAGUUCCAUCAUCAAAUGUUGUUGGAUUCUUGACAGUAAUAAGAUCCCACCUAAUAUUAACUUUCAAAAUCCAAACCCGGCGAAUUCUGGUUUGUUCAAUGGUAAACUACAAGUGGUUACUGAUGUUAUGGACCUACCUGCAGAUAAGCCCUACACAGCAGCUAGUAAUUUUGGGUUUGGUGGAGCUAAUGCACAUGUGUUGCUCACGAAACCUCGAUUUAAACGUGCACAUACUUCUGUAGGUGAUGAAACACUAACUAGACUGGUGUGUUUAAGUGGUAGGACAGAUGAAUCCAUUAUGACACUUUAUGAUGAGCUAAAAUCACACCCGUUCGAUCCGGAUUUCAUUGCUUUGAUAAAUUCAGCAUUUGGACGUAAAACCGCCAUGUUGGAUUGUAGAGGGUACUGCCUAGCAGAUACAGAAGGUGUGUCACCAAUGGAAAUACUGGAAUACCGUGAUAACACUUUACCACUGAAGUGUUUCUUCCACACAAGUGGUGUAUCUGGACUUGGACAAUCACUAAUGAAAUUUAAACGCUUCCAAGAACACCUUGUGCAGGUCAAUCAAAUAUUCUCAAAGAACAAAAUUCAAAAUGAUUUGGUAUUGAAUAACAAAACUUCCGAAGAGGGAAAGAUUGAAAGUGUGAUUGUUACCAUCGUAGUACAAACUGGUAUUGUUGAAUUAUUAAAAACAAUCGGAAUAGAAGUAUCCACGUAUUUCGGUAGUGGUAUUGGAGAAUUAUCAGCUGCAUACGCUGAUGGUGUGCUGUCUUUAGAACAAACCAUUUUGAUUGCACAUCGUAUAGUAAAACUCCUUCGAAAAAAACACCCAGAAAUCAAUACUAAUAUGAUCAGUGCUGAAAUUCAGGAUAUUAGCAACAUGUCCCAACCACCACGUAAAUGGCAACUUCAAGAGAAAGCUACAGUACAUGAAAAUCUAUCCCAAUACUUUUCGGAAGUCAUGUUUACAUCACACACACCAGAAAUUAAAAAAGAAAAUAUUUUAAUCAUUGGAGGUAAUGCUGCUUGCUCCAAAAAUAUCAUCAGCCUCUGUGAUGUCUCACCAGAUAGAGGAUUCCUACCUGCAGUUGGACGAUUGCAUCUACAAGCAUACAGUAUGGAUGUUAACAAAUUAUACUCAAUUCAAUGGCCAGUCAAAGCCCAAACACCAAUGAUAAGUCCCUUGGUGAAAUGGUUCCAUAAAAAAUCAUGGCAGUAUGUGGUUGAGUAUGAUACUUUAGAAGUAAAAUGUAACGUUGUUAACCAAUGGUCCAGUACUGAUUGGUUAAGUCUCCAAGGACACAACAUUGAUGGUAGAGUAUUGUUCCCUGCUACUGGUUAUCUACGUUUAGCAUGGAAGUGUUUCUGUAACAGCAGAGUGUUACCAAUUAAAUUCGAAAAUGUGUCAUUCCUUAGAGCUUGUACAGUCACACCAGGUCAAAAUUUAUUGUUGACUGUGGAGGUAAUGACAGCAAGUGGAGAAUUUCAAGUUACAGAAAAUGAUAGUAUUGUAGUUACUGGACGUAUACAAGAGAUCAAGAACUUUGAUGCUGAAUGGUUACACCUACCACCAUUACCGGUACCAAAUCAAGAGAAUAUUAUGAACAAACGAGAUAUUUAUAAAGAACUUGGUUUGAGAGGAUAUUACUAUCAGGGUCAAUUCAAAGAAAUGCAAAGCUGUGAUGUGAGCGCUACUGUUGCACAAAUCAAGUGGUCUGAAUGGUGUCCCUUCCUGGAUAAUAUUCUACAAAUGAAGAUUCUUGGAGAAGAUACUAGAAGUUUAUAUGUUCCAACAAAAAUUCGUCAGAUGAUUGUACACCAAGAAAAACACUUGGAUAUUAUCUACAUGUCGGACGAUAUUGAGAAUUGUGUAUUACCAGCAUACCAUUAUAAAGAAUUGGAUAUUCUACGUUGUGGGUAUGUAGAAGUUCGGGGUCUUCAAGCAGCUAGUAUCGCAAAACGUAAAAAUCCUAACCCAGUUUUGGAAGCUAAUAAGUUCGUACCUUAUGUUGCCUACCUUGAAUUGGAAAGUGCAGCCAGAGUUAUGGUCCAAGUUGCUCUCGAAAACAGCUACGGAACAAAAAUCAAAGCAAUGGAAGAAUUCAACGCUAUUCCUGAUUCAAUGGAACCUAUGCUUCCGUAUAUUCAGAAAGCCCUCAAUGAUCAACCCUUAAUCCAACCGGAACUUGUAAUAUACUCCACUAAAGAUCAAGAAUUAUCACAUAUACCAACGGUUAAUAAGAUGCCAGCGUCAGAAAGCAAUAAUUUCAUUGCAAUUGGUUACAACCUAUCCCAAAAUACAAAUCUGCGUAAAACUUUGUUAUCUUCACUUAAAGAAACUGGAUAUUUAAUAUCUCGGGAAGAUCUUAAAACGCAAAGUUUCAUCAAUGGUCUUACUAUUAUCUGUGAAUAUACUACACCUACAGAAAGGGUUAUUAUGAUGAGACCUACCACUCAAGUAGCUAUACCUAAACCAAUUCAUGUGGCUGCUGAUGGUUUUAAUUGGGUACAACCCUUGAAAGAAGCACGUAUAAACAAAGAGAAUAUAUUGAUAUAUUCAGAAAAUGAACCUAAUAAUGGUCUCAUGGGUCUGACAAAUUGUUUAUUAAGAGAAUCAGGUGGGGAAAGAGUAAUGAACGUUUUGAUUGAUGAUGCUAGAGCUCCAAAGUUUAAUGUAAACACAGAUUUCUACAAAAGACAACUCCAGAAAAACCUAGCAAUCAAUGUUUUGAAGAAUGGAGUCUGGGGAUCUUACAGACAUCUGUUAAUUAAUGAAAAUAUUACCGUUCCGACUCGGCAUACUUAUGCGAAUAACACCAUCAGAGGAGAUUUGAGUUCUUUGACUUGGAUUCAAGGUAAACUCUCUAUUCCAGAAAGGUUUAAUGAUAAACGGGAUGGCGACAUCAUACACAUUUAUACUUGUGCUGUAAACUUCAAAGACGUUAUGUUUGCUAGUGGGAAGUUAAUCGUGGAUAGUGUUAUCACAGAAAGAAUGGCUCAGGAUAGUAGUAUAGGUUUUGAGAGUGCAGGUCGUUCAGAAGAUGGAAGACGAGUUAUGGCUUUGAGUUCCUCUGGAAUGUUUGCUAAUGUUGCUCGGGUAGGUAAACAUUAUAUGUGGGAGAUACCUGAUCAUUGGACAAUAGCUGAAGCGGCAACCGUACCAUGUGUUUAUCUUACAAAUAUUUAUGGUCUUAUAACACGUGCUCAAAUUCGUGAAGGUGAUAGUAUUCUGAUCCAUUCAGCAACUGGUGGUAUAGGUCUAUCUGCAAUCAACAUAGCUAUGUAUUACAAGUGCAACAUCUUCCUUACUGUUGGUACCGCUGAGAAAAAGGAAUAUAUUAUCAAAAACUAUCCGUCUAUACCAGCAGAACACAUUGGGAACUCCAGAGAUACUUCUUUCUAUGAAAUGAUUCUGAGACAAACUCAUGGUAAAGGAGUAUCAAUAAUUCUGAAUUCGUUAGCAGAUGAAAAACUCCAGGCAUCUGUUAAGUGUUUAUCUGAGGGUGGGAGAUUUGUUGAGAUUGGUAAAUUUGAUUGUUCGCAAGAUAGUCCUCUACGUCUGGAUUUAGCAGAAAAAGAAGCUGAAUAUCAUGGUGUUAUGUUAGACUUUUUGAUGAGUAACUCAGGGAAUAUUAUGACUUCCCUAGGAAGUAUAUUAACUGAUGGUAUUGCCAAAGGUUUCGUAAAACCAAUUCCACAUGUGGCUUUCAGUAAGAAUCAACUGGAGGCAGCGUUUAGAUACAUGAUAACAGGGAAACACAUAGGAAAAGCUGUGGUUACCAUUCGGGAAGAAGAAGCAGAGAAGAGAGUUAUUCCAAAGUUACUGAAAUGUGAUGCUCGGCCUAAAUUAUAUUGUAAUCCACUAGGGACCUAUAUCCUUUUAGGAGGCUUGGGCGGAUUUGGUUUAGAAUUAGCUGAUCUUCUGGUUCUGAGAGGAGCUAAAAACCUUGUAUUGGUUUCACGACGUGGUAUUACUUCAGGUUACCAACAACUACGCAUUAAACUUUGGAAAUCCUAUGGUUGUGAAGUGAAAAUCUCAACUGAAGAUAGCACCACACGAGAAGGUUGUUUGGCAUUGUUAGAAGAAGCACAGACAAUGGGUGAUGUCGUAGGUAUUUUCAAUCUUGCUGUAGUCCUCAGAGAUGCCGUGUUUGAGAAUCAAACAGAAGAAACAUUCUUAGAAUCUUACAACCCUAAAGCCCAGAGUACAAUUUACUUGGAUGAGUUAUCACGUGCUUUGUGUCCGAGAUUAGAACACUUUGUUGUGUUUUCUUCAGUAUCCUGCGGUAGAGGUAACGCGGGUCAAACCAACUACGGAUAUUCUAACUCUGUGAUGGAGAGGGUUUGCGAAAAGCGUAAAAAUGCUGGAUUACCAGGAAAAGCCAUUCAAUGGGGUGUUAUUGGUGAUGUUGGUAUUGUAGCUGACUACAAAGAACAAAACGUAGAAAUUGUCAUUGGUGGUACCAUGCAUCAAAGAAUAGCAAAUUGUUUAGAAGUUUUAGAUGUUCUACUCUCAUCUGAAGAUGCUAUUGUAAGCAGUAUGGUUGUAGCAGAAAAAAUAAGAGGUGGAGAUGAUGAUGAUGUUAUUAGUGUAGUCGCUAAACUCCUACAAAUUAACGACAUCAAAACAGUUAGUCCAAAUUCAUCAUUCCCUGAAUUGGGUAUGGAUUCCAUGAUGGCGGUGGAAAUUAAACAAACUCUUGAAAGAGACUUUGAUGUAUUUUUAUCUCCACAAGAGUUAAGGAAUAUGAACCUUGCCAGAUUAGCAGAGUUAACAAGCGGAGGAGAAGAAGCUCCCAAAGAAGGUGAAACCUCAAGUCCAAGUGUGAUGGUUCAGCAUUUAUUAAGAUUCGUACCAGAAGAAAACAAAUGUAACAUUCCUCUAGUAAACAUGAAGAAUACAAACUCACCAGUAUGUUUGUUCCUGAUGCCUGGCAUUGAAGGUAUGGCAACUGUUUUUGAGCCUCUUGCGGAGAACCUGAAGAUUAGUGUGAAAUGUUUACAAUUUCCUUGUGAUAAUGCGAAAGAUACUAUGGAAGGAUUAGUACAACAAAAAUACGAGAUUCUGAAAAAAGAGUUAGACCCACGUAAACCAUUUUUAAUCGGUGCUCAUUCAAUGGGUGUGACUGUCGCUCUUGAAACAGUCACUCUUUUAGAACGUGAUGGGUAUACCGGUACCCUGCUGAUACUAGAUGGAUCACCAUCAGCAAAUAAAUCAGUUCUUUCCACUCUGAUAGGAUCAGGAUCUGAUGAGACUGUCCAGACUGCUCUAAUUCUCAACAUAAUGUCUUCACUCCUACCACUCAGUGCGUUAGAAAACUUAAAAAAUUCUCUGGUUAAUGCGGGUACCUUCAAAGAAAAAUGCCAACUUGCGAUUGAUGCCUCACCAGACAAAACAAACCACAGUAAUGAAUUUCUACAUAAUUUGUUGACCAAUAUGUACUACCGAGUGAAAUCAGAACUGGCGCACCAGUUCACACCUAGAAGUUAUAAAUCUAAAAUUAUUUUAUGCAAGGCUGCGAUUAGUGUCUUGUCUGGACUGCCUGAAGAUUUCGGAUUACGAGAGAUUGUUGGUAAGAACUUGGAGAUUAAAAUCUUCCAAGGGGAUCAUAUUAGUUUUCUAAGCGACAAGAAUUUUACUCAGUGUGUGGAAGAUAUUGCAAAUAAUAAUUAAUUACUUUUUAUGCAUUAGAUUAUGGAAGUUUUCAACAUUUGAUGUAAAUUAUUUCAUUGCGGGCAUUAUUUUUCUCAUUAAAAUAGUGUUCUCUGCAGUUUUGUGGUAUUUUUAGAGAAAUAGUCAAACUGUAAACUAAGUUAUAAUAACUAUUUUUAUUUUCUUAAAAAUAGACAAAUAUCAGAUGCCCUAGUGAUAAUAAUAAGCCGUUAAUGAGGUGGAAUAUAUUCAGUUGCAAUCCGGUGUAUAUGAAAAUGUAAUUAUGUAUAAAUUAAAUAAAUAAUUCAAUUUCAGUCUAAA